This is a messenger RNA of Podospora pseudocomata, 405 nucleotides long. RefSeq lists its product as uncharacterized. The record is from RefSeq and is a predicted model, not a curated record. The transcript has 2 exons. Bases 1 to 405 code for a protein of 134 amino acids. NCBI's taxonomy places the organism in Eukaryota, Fungi, Ascomycota, Sordariomycetes, Sordariales, Podosporaceae.
AUGGUCCGCAAAAACGGAAACAGACACAAAAACACCAAAGACCAGAGCCAACCCCCAGCCAUUGUCGCUAGAUUCGACGAACACUUCGGCGCAGGGGACCUCCAAGACUGGCAGCGUCUCUGUUCCGACAUCUUCCGCGAGAACGAGCUCAAAAGCUUUGACCUGUGCAGCAAGACUAAAUGCCGAAAGCUCUUAAAAACCGUCUUCAUCAACAUCCAAGACCUUGUCGACUGCAUUGAGAAAAACCUCACUGGGGAACACCCCAAGGUGUACCCGCAGCGUUUCGCCAGCCUCAACCAACUCGUCAAAUACACCAUGAAGGAGGGAAAAGUCUACCCCAAGAAAUGGGUCAAGAAUGGGCUGGGACCUGUCAAGGCUUUGAUGAGGGACAUAUUAAGAGGGUGA